Molecule: messenger RNA, 1702 nt
Organism: Styela clava
Lineage: Eukaryota; Metazoa; Chordata; Ascidiacea; Stolidobranchia; Styelidae
Product: protein PRRC1-like
Biological process (GO): activation of protein kinase A activity
Cellular component (GO): cytoplasm
Molecular function (GO): protein kinase A regulatory subunit binding
Source: RefSeq, a predicted model, not a curated record
ACAUAAGUUCCGAUCUUAAAUACGGUACUUUGGCAAAAUGAUGGAAGAAGUGUCUCAUCCUGUGGAAUCAGGUACAUUGACCCCUCCCCCUACUGCACCACCUGUUGUAUCUUCUACCAGUCCACCAACUCAAGUUGGAAUGACACCACCACCCCAAGCCCCUAUGUCUUAUUCCGCAUCACCACCAAGUAGCUCCUAUACUCCAACUUCUGCUCCACUUCAGGGAACUGCUUAUCCUUCUCCAAUGGUUCAGAAUCCUGCUCCACCCACCUAUCCCACUUCAAAUUAUCAAGGUACUCCAGAAGCAUCCACUAUCAUGUUGCCGGACAUGCCUGAAUAUAACACAGAUCAAGAAAAUAGGGGCGAUUCUGGUUCAGCUGGAGGUAUGUGGGGAUGGUUCAGAUCUGCUUCACAGAAUACCUUCGUACAAUCCGUUGUCGAAAAGACAAAGACUGGUGUUGAUCGGAUGAUAACAACGCUUGAUCCUGGGAUGACACCAUAUCUUAGACAGGGUGGUGACAUUUCUGUCAUUGUUGCAUCAGAAAAAAUGGUUAAGUGGGGUGCCGUGAGAGAUGCAUUUCAGAGGGUUUUUGGAACAGCUAAUGUGAAGGGGAUUCCAGCUCAGUCAGGUGUGGCUCCACAGCCUGUUGGAUAUGCUGCAGGAUUAAGAGGUGCCCGUGACCGUAUCAGCUACCUCCGCAGGUCAGGACUGGUGGAUGAAAGGCAGCUUUGUGUGGCAGUUGAAAGCUUUAUUGCUGAGUUACUGCCUGAUAAGUGGUUUGAUAUUGGAUGUGUCAUGCUCGAAGAUCCUGCAAGAAACAUCAAUUUGGAAAUGUUCACACAAGCUGUGCCAAUCCCUCCCGAAAUUGUAAGACAUGUUCAAUCUGCUACACCCUCAGACUACAAUUUAAGCUGGUCUGGUUUAUCUGUUACAAUUGGCCAAGCCUUUCAGCACCAUAUGCCGUGGGUGCAACCUACUGAUUGGCAUAAGACUCUCACAGGACAAUCUCGACAAACAAUUAUUUAUGAUGCUGUUGUAACAUUGGCUGGCCUUUAUCAAGAGAAACUGCCGAAGACAACACCAGGAAGGCCAAUAUGAAAGAUCCCGACUUGAUAAAAUAUUUUUGCAUAAUGCCAUGUCAUUCCACGAGCUCAUUUUUCUAUAAAAAGAUGCUAAAAAAUGUCUGUAGUUUUAAGGAAAAUUAGAGCAAAUGAGAUCUGUUUAUUGCAGAACUUGCAAAGCUUGACAUGUGUGGUCAAUUUGCCUUAUAGCUUGAAUAAUUGGAAUAUAUAUUAGUUAGUCACCUCAGAGUGUGGUCGAUUGACCUUCUUUCCAAAGUUUUCAUCUGGGAUGCUGGAAUGAAAUAAAUACACAAAUCUAAUCAUAUUUCGCAUGCAAACUUUCAACUAUCCUUGUGUUAGAAUAAAUAGCAAGUUUGCUACAUAGAAGGCGCUGUCGCCCUCGCUACCAUCAGAGAUGUGCAAUAACAUAUAUUAAGUGUAGUUGAUACCAGCUUAUGUUGUUGUUUAGAGAAUACUGAUAUAUUUUAUGUUGGUGCUGUGUGCUGUCAAUCAUAAUAUUGCUGGCUGAUAGAUGAUACAUUCUGUAUAUAAACCCAUUUUAUUAUACAUAUAUCUUUGAACUAUAAAGUUACUGUCGACUUUAUCGUUUAUUGGAAAUAAACAAAAAAAAUUGAUCUUG